Molecule: messenger RNA, 6146 nt
Organism: Maylandia zebra (zebra mbuna)
Lineage: Eukaryota; Metazoa; Chordata; Actinopteri; Cichliformes; Cichlidae
Gene: errfi1b
Product: ERBB receptor feedback inhibitor 1b
Biological process (GO): regulation of keratinocyte differentiation; negative regulation of epidermal growth factor receptor signaling pathway
Source: RefSeq, a predicted model, not a curated record
CUCAUCACGUUCUCAUAAAAGUUGUUUGAUGAACAUUGGCUCUUUUUUGUUGCCUUUGCCUUUACCACGGGACGGUCAGAUGCUGUGUUGUAUGUGAUGUGAAUGUUACUCUGUUACUAAGUGUAUACGAGUGUUUUCCACACUGGGACGUCACGAAAAAAAAGAAAAAGAGCCGGUCAGAAAUCACUGAGGUCUGUUCUCUGAGUAGAGCCUGUAUAGUUCAGAUGUGUGUGGACAGCAUUUUGUAAGCUGGACAUUUGUGUGAGUAGACCAGCUAGAGGAAGUUAUUUAUCUAGUGGAACGCACUGUACUUCUGACUCAAUGAGGGAUUUCACUCGCGUCCGCCGAGGGAAGUCACGUCGAGGCGGGAUAGGUCUUGGACUGCUCGGCACUUCCAUUUUCACCCACUAGUAGGCGAUAAAGAGUAAACCAGUAAUUCUAUGUCUGUCUGACGUUUUCGUUUAAUUUAAAGCGCAAAAAUAAAAUAAAACGAGGGAGUCAAAAUUGGUUCACAACUAUCAUUCAAAAAGUGUAAAAAAAAAAGUGACGUCAGUAAUAUAAUGUAAAAUAAUUUACAGUAAAAAGCGCAUGACCCAGAGUUAAACAUAACUCGGUGUUAUCAAGAAUAGAGUGCGAUAAAGGCCAAUAACAGAAAGUGACAAUAAGGGUUAUGGAAAUUAAUUAUAAUAAUAAAAUAAACUAUAAAUAUAUAGUUUAAUAGUUAUGAUGUGAAAAUGUACUACAUGCCGAUGUGGCCCAUGACCAGGUGGAGUUGCGCUUUUUUCAAACUAUAAAAAUGUGAAAAUCUUCAUUUUCUGCACAGUAUCUAGACUUUAGUUUAUUAGAAACAAAACAUUUCGGACAUGCAAGUAGACUAUAAAGUCUACCUACCAUCUUGUUACAUAUUAGAUAUGUAACAAUAUUAGAUAGGUUGUUACAUAUAUAAUAUUAUGUAACAAUAUUAGAUAUGUAACAACAAAAGAUUUUUAACACGUUUAUUUAAUUAUUUUUUUUUAAAAUAUUUUUUGUAAGUAAAAAGCAAGUACUAAAACUGCAUUUUUUCAGUUAAAUAUCAUCACAAACAUCUUUUCAUAUGCCUCUUUUAUUCCCCAGGUGAAUGAAGUUAAACAGUGGAAAUGUCAGGAUCUAAUGAACUGCACUAAACUGUCACAUUUACAGCAUGGCCUUCGCCUGGUGACCCAUUAAAAAUCAGUACACGCAGAUAAACCUAAAGGUCUGGUUUGUUAGUGCAAUGGAAAAAAAAAAUUGAAAGCUGCAGUCACACAUUGAACCUAGAUUAGUUUGGUGAAUAAACUUGUAUUUGGGCUGCGGAUCUUGUUGUUAAAACGGUUUCUCUCAUUGAAUCAAAUGCUUUAUUGUUUAGUUUUGUGGCGCGCAGUGUUGUAGUUAGUCCCACAGCUUAGCAGACCUAAUUAGUGUGUAUGUAUGUGUGUGUAAGGUGCAAACUUCACGCCAUCAGGAUAAUCAACUCGUGCUUAAAGAAGGCCCGGUCACUGAAUGGUCUAUUGCCUGAAAAAAAGUUGAGGUGGGGACUGCCAAGGACAACACACCAAGGACCCUGCAUGUACUAAACAAACUGUUUUCUCCAGCCUCUGGCUUGUCCUUCCAACUGUGCCAACACACGCAGUCCCCCCCGCAGGGGACUUUUUGUGGCACAGACUCAUACCUUGGCCGUGGCAGCUUGUCUCCAUGGCGUAUCUCUAGUCCUAACCUCAUGGGAGAGUUUACUUGUAUUUUCAGGCUUGCUUCGCUGUGCACCAAAGUGGUACAAAGGCCCAUUCAUGCCCGAGAGUGGCUCCAUUCAUGGACACUGAGUAAUUGCCGGUAGAAUUCAUAAUUAGUCUGUGUCUUCCAUCUCCGAGGCUCACGGGUGGAAAUGACGCCACAGUUGGUUGUUUUAAGGAUAGCAUUAAUAUUCAAAUCCACGCUUGAGUCACUGUUUUGUUUGUAGUUGGGUUUCCUUUGCAUGCUCUGCAUUGUUUGCUUCCCACUUCGGCAUUGGAGUUAUCAUGGACAGGAAACAAAGCAGGUCUUUGAAGCGAAAGAUUGCAGUGAUAGUAGAAUGGAGACCUUGGGUUGCCCUCCAGGCAGUGUGGUGCUUUCAUUUUAAUGUGAAAUGGGUCUUUUUAUUUCAUUGCAUAAGCACAGUAUGUGUCCGCCUUAUUGUAUUUUAAUUCUAAAUGUUGCUUUCAAUGCAAGAAGAAGCACAAAUAUGUAAAGUACAAUAUAUGGGGAGAACAAAGAUUUAGAGGUAUGUCAUUGAGUCAAUGCAGCUGGGUGCUUUGCUGCGUCACUGCUGGGAAGACACAGGGGCACCACUCAGUUUUAAACUCCUUCAGUUGUCUGAUGGUCUGCUUAACCUGAGCUGCACAUCUGACCAUAAGCCAAAACCGCAACAGCAAGGUUGACAUCAUCAUCUAUCAUAAAAAAAAAAAACCAGGAUGACCUUCACCUUUGCCCUGAUACAAGUGUCCAUCGCCCUGGAAUGAUAUCAGUUGCUGUGCAUCAUAUCAGGAGAAACAGUCAUCAUCUUUAUAGAUAUAUGCUAGUUGAGAAUCUUAAUCAUCAGCAUGGAUGUCACGUACAGUCUUAUACUUAUAAGUCUGUACUUAUUUCAUUGCUUUGCCUGUCUGCACAAAAUUCUCUCUCACCUUAACCCCUUAAAAUAUUUUAACAGUAAGACAUUUCCUAGUCAUUCGCAGUGUGCCACUUUUUAAGUGCACUUUUGUUCUCAGCCAGUAGGCUAACAAGGUUAGGGCUUGUGACCCUGUCAGACUUAAACUAAAUUUUCCUUCAAGUGCAUCUAUAAUCGCGGUGCUUUGGGGCUGUCUCAGCGGUGGAGUUUGUCAUCCAGCAUCACAGGAAUUCUGGACAAUAAGCCCCUUUUGUGAGGGCAGAUACUGGAGCGUUGCACAGAGACGAAGGAGGGUGCAGGAGUACUGUCGCCCUCCCACAUCUGACCCAGAGGUUGUGUAAUACCCUGCUCAUCAGACAAAUAGCUUUAAACUGGAUACAUAUGGUGGCUGAGAGAGCAGGCUGAAGCAAUUUUCUUGGCUUUUGUUGUUACUCGUUUCCUCAAGGCUCACCUAAAACAUGCGGGGUAUCGCAAGUCGUUUGUUUACUGCGUCUAGUGAAAAGUGGCAUAUGUUCAAAAUGUAAACGUUUCUUUUGCCCUGCUUUCAUAACCUUUUUGAGAAUAGGAAAAAGCUAUUGGAUAUAGUUGUGUAAUGAUACUUUUACUACACUGAAAUGUGAAUGAUAUGAAUGUUUUUCACAAUCCUGCAAAUCUACAUACUAAACAUAAAGAAUGUCAUGAAAUGUUACAUCCUUUGAACUUUGUUAUAUGUUACUUAUUCAAUGUAAAAUACUUUGCUUUAUAUACAAUUUUCAUGAAGUAGUCCAUCUGUCUGUAAUAUAUGCUGUAUGCUUGUGUAUGUGCAGUUAUCUUGUAUUGUUUGCUGCCUUUUGCCUUGCCUGGUAAGAUAAGAACGUGCAGCUGAGUGUGAUGGACGGUGAUGAGAUCCAGCUGUACCCUGCUUAUGGGCAUUUCACACCAGCAAAGCUUACCACUGGCUAGAAUGAAGCUGUGAUGGGUUUGACGGAGCUGACUUGUGUUGGAGCUUUAGAUCGAUAUCAAACAGAGCUUCUUAUAAGAACACGAUCUCUUCUACAUCAUGGCCAGGAGUCAGAAUAAUUUGUGGAGACAGCAUGACCUGAACAGAGUGCAGAGCUUUGGCCUGAGGGCUUACACAGAGCAAACCCUGAAGGAGCUUCAACAGCAACAGCAAAUGGCCAACGAGUUUAACUCCAACCCCUCUCUCUCCCAGCCUCCAUUUUUUUCUGAUUCCUACCACCUAGCAUCAGACAACAUGCUGCUGCCCAUUGAGGGAGACCAGGUGGUUCCUUCUUCCCAGAGACAGGCAGUGUUCGGGGUUGAUCAGAGGGAGGCCAAACCCUUGCCACCUCUGCCAGACCCCGAGGAGCUUAUGUCAGAUGAAGCAGCUGAUAGUGAGGUUGAGUUCUUUACCAGUGACCGACGGCCCCUUUUGCCCAAGAGCUGCCCUAAGCCUAUCUGCAGGAACAGCAGCAAAGACUUUGGCCAAGUAAAUUAUGCCUACCAAGAGAGUUCAUUGAGGGCUGGAGAUGCUGGCGUUGGAUCCAUGGCAUUCUCUUGGCCAAGCAGAGAGGGCCGGCCAACAUUUGGAGGAGGCAGGUUUGCGGCCGACAUUUGGUGCCUUGGUCACCAGACAGAUGAAAACCAGCCUGUGGUGUCGGAAGCUGAGGAUACCUUUGGAGCCAAACGGCCAGAGCAGAACCUAUUACCUAGAAUCCAAUUUUUUGGCUCGGGUCCUUCCACCCAACCACACGCCAGCACCUCAUCAUGGUCCACUGACAGGCCACAAAUCCCUCCUCGUAUCCCCAUCCCACCAAAAUCAAAGACUGGGACCGAUGAAGACAAACCUCCCAAAAUCCCUCCUAGGGUGCCUUUAGUCCCACCCUGUCCACCACGCACCCCAAGCCCUAAAAGUCUUCCAAUUUAUAUCAAUGGAGUGAUGCCUGCCACUCAGAGUUUUGCUGCUAACCCCAAAUAUGUCAGCAAGGCGUUGCUGAGACAGAUGACAGGUGAGCCACCUGCAACCCAGUUUUCUCCCUGCAUUGUUCCGAUUUUGAAGGAUGGCAGAAAGGCCAGCGGGACACACUACAUCCUGCUGCCGCCGGGCCGACCGCCAAACACAGAGAGAAGAGAAAGACUCCUGAGUGAACCUGCUAAGACAGGGAACAGCAGCUUCUGGCAGAAAAGGUAGAAAUCAUCUCACCAUGUCUGAAACUAGACGAGUACAAAACGGUGACUGACGUUAUUAAUCACUCUGUGAUACACAACUGUACAGUGUGCGAUGAUAUCUGCUCACAUGUGUAACGUAUUGGUAUUUUCAUUGACUGACAUGUGUUUGGUGUAAUAUCCACGAGGUUUUUUUGACUGAACAUUUUACCAAUCAGUAUUUUAGAGACGUCUCUUCUACUUCGACCACAACGACAAUACACAAUAAUAUAGUAUUUUCACAAAUAGAGAACAAAUAUUUAUUUUCUAUCACCAUUUGUCAGUUUUUGAUAACUAAGAUACUGCCGUUUCCUUACUAAAAAAAAAAUAGUAUGAUCACUUAUAAAUUUUUAAAGUCUGACAGUCGUAUGCUCAUACCACUAAAAACAGCCUUAGCUAUGCAACAUAUACCUUACAAGAGAGCACGUCUUUAUAAAUGUACAAGCUGGGCUUGUGCCAAACUGUUCCACGUCUGUUAUUUUUUAUCACAAUGCUGCUUGAAAAAUAUAAUGUGUUGAUAGAUUUGAUGUUUUUCCAAAUAAUUAAAGUACUAUUUGAAUAUUUUAGCAUCUUUUCAGGUAAACUUAAUAAAGUGCUCCAUUAAAAAAUACCAGAUUAUAAAGAGUUAGCCAAGUGCAAGUCUAAAGAUUCUUGACAAAUUUUAUAGUAAAUUUGCAAAUGAACAUGUUAGAUCACCCCCCCCCCACACACACACACACAGUCGAUGCAGCUAAUAUUGGGUGUUUGCGCUUUUGAAUUAGCUUAUGAUUUCAGUAUCACAAAGCUGAUUGAGAUAAGAUAGCCUUAUCACUCCCAAAGUUUAGAAAUUUACAUCAAACUACAUUAACUACAGAAAAGUGUCAAUUUGUUCAUUUUAAUCAGUGUGUAUUUAAAGCUAGAUUCUAAUUCAUUUUCAUUAGAAACUUUGUUGAAAACCUGCAGUCACACUUAUGUUCACAGGUCUUUAAACAUAUGAAGAGCAAGUCAGAAGUUUUUACUUGUUGCAUUUGUAAAUAGAGCUGAAAAAUUGUCAUUAGCUGAUCCUCGUGAAAUUUUUUAAUGAUGUAAAUCUGAUGUUGUGUAUACUUUUUUUUUUUUACUGUGUGGGCAUGGAAGUCAUGUUACGUUUACACUGCUGAGGUGCAGGCCCACAUUUACCUUUGUUACACCAACCUCUAUGAAGUUCUCAUGAAGGUUCUGUAUCAGACUUGGCCCAUUCAAAGGCUGUUUGUAAGUUCAUAAUUCUGUGUCAAUUGUAAAAAUUGUCUUUAAUCUAUUUAUAGAAAUAAAUAACUUAUUCAUUCUA